Messenger RNA from Selaginella moellendorffii, 1372 nucleotides. Its product is annotated as dnaJ protein ERDJ7. The transcript has 10 exons. Gene Ontology annotation, biological process: protein folding. The coding region runs from base 366 to 1256 and encodes 296 amino acids. Lineage: Eukaryota; Viridiplantae; Streptophyta; Lycopodiopsida; Selaginellales; Selaginellaceae. Gene Ontology annotation, cellular component: endoplasmic reticulum membrane. The record is from RefSeq and is a predicted model, not a curated record.
AUUCCAAGAGCAUCCGAUCGGGGGAUAUUCUCGCCGUAUGCCAGUCACGGGUAGAAGGAAGGAGUUGCGAGGAGCGAUCGUGUUGUGCCAGUUCAAUGCUGGAAGCGUGUGUUGUUGUUUAGCUACUUAUUUUAGGGUUCUUGGACAGCGAGACAGGCGAAAUUUUCUUCUUCGGUCGUUUGAUCCGGACAGGGGAAUGGGGCCACCACAGGAAGCGCGUUGCGGCACGCCAGCGUGCGAGCAAAGGCGGACGUCCUCAUCGCGCGGUUCCGCGAUUGGUCGAUCGGUCGAUUCUUGAUUUUGAUUGUGCUCUGUCUCCCUAGGGCUUAUGGCGGCUUGUUAGGGCUCGUCGGCUCUCUCUCGCAAUGGCGGCAGCUCCAGCGCUGCUCGUCUUCCUCCUCGUCUUUGCCGGAUCGCUCUCGACCGCGCGAGCGAUUUACUGCGGCGACGAUGAUUGCUACGAUCUCCUCGGUGUAACACAGGCUGCUACUGGAGCCGAGAUCAAGAAGGCUUACUACAAGCUCUCACUCAAAUAUCAUCCUGAUAAGAAUCCAGAUCCAGAUGCAAAGAAGCUCUUUGUGAAGAUUGCCACUGCGUAUGAGAUACUCAAAGACGAUGUCAAACGAGAGCAAUACGAUUACGCUAUCGCGCAUCCUGAACAGUUUUUCUACAACACUGCUCGCUACUAUCAAGCAUACUAUGGACCUCAAGCGGACCUGAGAAUCGUCUUCGCCGGCCUACUUGUGAUUUUGUCGGUCUUCCAGUAUGGAAACCAGUGGACUAGGUACAAACAGAUGAUGGAACUUGUGAAGCAAACUCCAGCCUACAAAAACCGGUUGAAAGCAUUGGAGCUGGAAAGAGGUGGCAGCACGAACAAUAAGAAGAAAAGCAGCAAAACAAAGAGGGAGGAUGCAUCGAAGGAGAUCAGUGAAUCCCUGGAGCUGCACGUUGAAGGCAUCGAGAGGCCAUCUGUCUGGACAUUGAUUGCCGUUCGCUUCCUUCUGCUUCCUUACGCCUGUGGAAAGUUGGCACUGUGGCAACUGCGAUGGCUGUGGAGAUAUCAAGCGAAAAAGCUGGAUCUUGCCUGGGACGACGCUGCAUAUCUCACCCGGCGCAGCCUUGGAAUGCAUUCAAAGGCCUGGAACAGCAUGAACGAACUCUCCAAGGAACAGCUCGUCUCGAAGCACUUGUGGAUACGAGAAAACAUGGAAGAAUUUAGAACCGAAACGAGGAGAGAGUCAAGGCGCAGGCGAUGACAAAUCGCUUUUGUUUUCGUCGAUAAGAGCGUUGUUUUGUUUUGUUUAUCAAGAUUCUUGACGUUGAUCGACAAAAGAUGCGAAAGAAGAGAGAGACCUUAAAACAAUGUUAUUAA